Messenger RNA from Hypoxylon trugodes, 1067 nucleotides. Its product is annotated as succinate dehydrogenase cytochrome b560 subunit. Gene Ontology annotation, biological process: tricarboxylic acid cycle; mitochondrial electron transport, succinate to ubiquinone. The record is from RefSeq and is a predicted model, not a curated record. Gene Ontology annotation, molecular function: electron transfer activity; succinate dehydrogenase activity. The transcript is spliced from 3 exons. NCBI's taxonomy places the organism in Eukaryota, Fungi, Ascomycota, Sordariomycetes, Xylariales, Hypoxylaceae. Bases 277 to 852 code for a protein of 191 amino acids. Gene Ontology annotation, cellular component: membrane.
CGAGAGCCGAGGAUAGAGAUGGGAUUGGUCGGAAUUAGACUCUUUGGAUUUCCUCAUGCCGAAAAUCAUCCAUUCCACCUUUUGCCGUUACAACCUUUCUAUGAGCGCAUAGACAAUUCACAACCUCAAGUCAUUUUUCAGCCUCGAAUCCAACUUCAAUUAACUUCCUUAAUUGAAUUGCAGUGUUGCUAGAGGUGCGCUGUCGUUAUCUACCAUCUAGUCUGGGUUGUCGAGGGGUAGCAUCAUUCGAACGUUCAUUCCUAUCCCACCAUAACGAUGAUCGCACAAAGAGUUGGUAUUCGGGCGCUACGGCAAGCCGCCGUCAAGCAACCCAAUGCGCUAUUCCUCACCCAAAACCUCCCACGCCUCGCUCUCGCGUCCAACGUCACAAGCCUGCAAAUUAGCCGCAGCGCAGCAACAACAAAACUAAGCGAAACCGACGCCCAGUCCCUCCUAGCCUCACAACGCCGCCACCGCCCCGUAUCCCCGCACCUAACAGCCUACGACUACACCCAAACCUGGUUUGGCGCCUCAAUCUGGACGCGUAUCACAGGACAAGCCCUAAGCACAUCCCUCUACGCCUUCUCCCUCGCGUACCUAGUAGCCCCCCUCACCGGCUGGCACAUCGAAUCCGCUUCUCUAGCCGAAGCAUUCGCUACCCUCCCCCCAAUUGUAAAGACUGGUUUCAAACUCGUCGCUUCUUGGCCUUUCUUCUUCCACUUCGCGAAUGGUAUCCGCCAUCUCACGUGGGAUCUUACGUAUGGGUUUAAGAAGGGGAUCAUUAAUCAGACUAGUUAUGUUGUUCUAGGUACUAGUUUGGUUGGUGCUUUGGGCGCUACGUUCUUGCUAUAAUCCAUCCACGGGUGUGGAGAGCGAGGCAUAGAUAGGGAGAAGGGGAGGUAUCAGUAAGACAGUGAAAUCAAUCAAAUUACAUCACUUGAACUCGGAGCACGACAAGGACUAUAGACUAGGUAGGCCUAUGUCUUGCUACAAGGGGGAUGAAGAUACGCUAGGGGUUAGAAGACACCUGUACGAAGUCACUUACUCUAAUGCAUUAAGUAGAAUUC